ACACAGAGAUAACAGUUGAAGAACAUAACAUGUGACUAUAAUACAGAGAAAAGUCAGUUACAUAAAUAAAUUAAAACCAAAAGAGAGGAAAAAAAGACAGAGUAAGUGAUUCUUCCUCCAUCUCUAAAGGUCUGGCUUUAUUAUCUGAAACAUUUUCCACCUCUCAAAUAUUACUACCCAUAGGUCAUAGGAUAGCAACAAAUCCAUAAUUGCUGAUAGGUGCAAAAGCUACUUUUGAGAAGCCAUAAUAUAAUCUGUUAGUUAGUGCAAGUGGGGGCAUAAAUAUGGAGGAAUUGAGGAGAGGAGAAUAGUAUGGUAAAGUCUCUCUCUCUCUCUCUCUCCCACGUAUAUUACACGCUUUCAAAUAUCCAUAGAAUAAACAAAGUCCACCAGCCAUCUAUCUAUCUAGCCGUCCCAAAAAGUAAACGCUUUAUUUCAAAAACUCAUACCUCACCUUUUUGCUACAUAAAAAUUGCACCUUGUCAACAUCAACUACACUCUCUCUCUUCUCUUCAUGGGGUUAGACUAAAGUCUGCACGAUCAACAGGACAAAGAAUUGCCAAAAAAAUACCCACAUGGUUGAUUGGAGUAUCUUGGCAUCUUCAACUGUCUUUCUUCUUCAUCUUUAGUUGUCUAAAAAUAAUAAUGAUCAUGGAUAAUAAAGACAGCCGCCACCAAUCUGGUCUGACAUAUCAUCAAUUUCGAGCAGCCAUGCUUCUUACUUCCUUUCAUUCUUCUUCUUCUUUACCCCACCAUAAAUCUUUCUAUCCAAUAAUAUUGAUAGUUGUUCUACUUCUUUCUUCUAUUGCUACCAUCUGUCAUGCUUCCUGCAAUCAGCUUGAUCGUGACUCUUUGUUAUCAUUCUCUGUUGGUAUCUCUUCACCUUCUCCUUUGAAUUGGUCCUCUUCCGAGGAUUGCUGCACCUUGUGGGAAGGUGUUGGUUGUGAUGAUAAUGGCCGAGUAACCGCUCUCUGGCUUCCCUCAAGAAGCCUUUUUGGAAACAUAACCCCUGCUAUUGCAAAUUUGAGCAAACUCUCUCAACUCAGCCUGUCAAAUAAUCGAUUUUUUGGUCCCCUCCCAGAUGGAUUUUUCAAGUCAUUUAGUAGCUUGCAGAUCAUUGACUUGAGUUAUAACCGUUUAUCAGGACGAUUGCCGCUAUCAGAUAGAUUGCCAUCACCCAUCAAGACAGUAAAUCUCUCUAGCAACCACUUCAAUGGGACAAUUCUAUCAUCAUUUCUCGAGCCAGCAAUUAAUUUAGAGAGUUUCGAUAUUAGCAACAAUAGCUUCUCUGGUCCAAUACCCUCCUUUAUUUGCAGCUACUCAGCCGCUGUCAGAGUUCUUGAUUUCACUUCCAAUGACUUCAGGGGCCAGAUGCCCCAAGGGUUUGGGAGUUGCUCCAGUUUGGUUACUUUGAGAGCAGGAUUCAACCAUCUUUCGGGAUUCAUUCCUGAUGAUAUUUAUAGUGUGUCAACACUGCAAGAAAUCUCUUUACCUGGCAAUAAAUUUUCUGGACCCAUCCCAGAAAGCAUUGUCAACCUUGUCAACCUCAGAAUCCUCGCACUCUAUGGCAAUGAAUUGACAGGUUUGAUCCCUCAAGAUAUUGGAAGGCUCUCCAGAUUGGAACAGUUGCUCCUCCAUAUAAACAAUCUAAAUGGCACUGUGCCGCCAUCGCUGAUGACUUGCACCCGUCUCACUGUGCUCAAUUUAAGGGUCAACUUCUUGGAAGGUGAACUCUCAGCUCUUGAUUUCUCCAACCUUAGUCGACUUGGCAUAAUCGACCUUGGAAAUAACUUCUUCACUGGAAGCAUUCCACAAAGCCUUUUUUCAUGCAGGUCAUUAACUGCAAUCCGUCUGGCUACUAACUAUCUGACAGGAGAUAUCUUGCCUGGCGUAACGUCUUUACAAGCUCUGUCCUUCCUCUCGGUUUCCAAUAACAGCCUAACCAAUUUUGCAGGGGCAAUAGAAGUCCUUAAGGGUUGUAAGAAUCUUACCACACUAAUCCUCACCAAAAACUUUUAUAAUGAAACGUUGCCUGAUAAUGGGAACUUGAUUGGGUCUGAAGAUUUUCAAAAUCUCCAAAUUCUGGGUUUAGGUGGUUGUAAUUUCACCGGACAGAUACCCACAUGGCUGGUUAAACUUGGGAGGGUAGAGGUUCUAGACCUUUCUAUGAAUCAAAUCACAGGCAAAAUUCCAGGUUGGUUGGGGACUUUACAGAAUCUAUUUUACCUGGAUUUGUCUCAGAAUUUUCUAUAUGGAGGCUUCCCAGUUGAACUUACUCAACUGCAAAGACUCGCAUCACAAGAGGCUGCUGAUCAGGUCGACAGAGGUGCUUUAGAAUUGCCUGUGUUUGUUCAGCCAAACAAUGCCUCAAAUCAGCAAUAUAAUCUACUGUCAAACCUGCCACCAGCUAUUUACCUUGGAAACAACAACCUUGAUGGCAAUAUUCCAACUGAGAUUGGCCAGCUGAAGUACAUUCAUGUUCUUGAUCUGAGCAAGAACAACUUUACAGGAAACAUUCCAGAAACAAUAUCCAACCUCACUAAUCUGGAGAAACUAGACCUCUCUGCCAACAACCUCUCAGGUGAAAUUCCUUCUUCACUCAAGGGUCUUCAUUUUUUGUCUUCUUUCAGUGUUGCUCACAACAAUCUUGAGGGACCUAUUCCAACAGGAGGUCAGUUUGAUACAUUUCCUAUCACUAGUUUCUUAGGUAAUCCAGGACUGUGUGGUCAAAUCCUGCAGCACCCUUGCCCUGAUCGAUCAGGAACUACACAACCUUCUGCAGUUAGAAAAACCGCAAAAAGGAAAAUCUUAAUUGGACUCAUCCUAGGAAUCUCCUUCGGCAUUGCCUUCACAGUCAUCAUCAUAGCAUUCUGGAUAUUCUCCAAGAGGAGGAUCCUUCCAAGAGGUGACGCCGAGAAAAAUGACUUGGAAAUUGUGUCCUACAACUCCACUUCUGGAUUGUCUGCUGAGAUUGGAAAGGAUAACAGCAUGCUUGUUAUGUUUCCAACCAAUAAGGAUCAGAUUAAUGAUCUCACAAUUUUUGACAUUCUGAGAGCCACGAAUAACUUCAACCAAGCAAACAUAGUAGGUUGUGGAGGCUUUGGUCUGGUCUAUAAGGCAACUUUAGCAGAUGGAACUAUGUUGGCUGUUAAGAAACUUUCAGGAGAUACGGGUUUAAUUGAAAGAGAAUUUAAAGCAGAGGUGGAAGUUUUAUCCACUGCCCAACAUGAGAAUUUGGUCUCUCUUCAAGGUUACUGUGUGCAUGAUGGCUGUAGGUUGCUGAUCUAUUCCUAUAUGCAAAACGGAAGUCUGGACUACUGGUUGCACGAGAAAACUGAUGGAGCAUCCCUACUUGAUUGGCCAACUCGACUGAAGAUUGCACAGGGGGCAAGUUGUGGGCUGGCUUACAUGCAUCAGAUAUGUGAACCACAUAUUGUUCAUCGUGACAUAAAGUCCAGUAACAUCCUCCUUGAUGAAAAGUUUAAAGCGCAUGUGGCAGAUUUCGGAUUGUCCAGAAUGAUUCUUCCUUACCAAACUCAUGUCACCACUGAACUGGUUGGUACCCUCGGCUACAUCCCACCAGAGUAUAGUCAAUCAUGGAUAGCCACUUUGAGAGGAGAUGUCUAUAGUUUUGGAGUUGUGAUGUUAGAACUCCUGGCUGGCAGAAGACCUGUGGACAUGAGCAAACCAAAGAUGUCAAGGGAAUUGGUUGUAUGGGUGCACCUAAUGAGAAAUGAGGGUAAACAAGAAGAAAUAUUUGAUCCUAUACUGAGAGACAAGGGUUUCGAAGAAGAUAUGCUUCAAGUGCUUGAUGUUGCCUGUAUGUGUGUCAGCCAGAAUCCUUUCAAAAGGCCAACUAUAGCAGAAGUGGUUGAGUGGCUCAACAGAGUAGUAUCCAACGAGGGAGCACCUAAAUAAGGUGGUGGUACACAUAAAUUUGAUGUAGAUGUGAGUGUCUGUAUAGGUGAACUUUUGCUUUUUACACGUAGGAAGUUAACAUAUAGGAAUAAAUGUAUAAAGUGAACAAUUUCCUCAAUAAAUUACAUUUACGAUUU
Solanum tuberosum (potato) is the source of this 4055-nucleotide messenger RNA. Its product is annotated as tyrosine-sulfated glycopeptide receptor 1. The transcript has a single exon. Lineage: Eukaryota; Viridiplantae; Streptophyta; Magnoliopsida; Solanales; Solanaceae. The record is from RefSeq and is a predicted model, not a curated record. Gene Ontology annotation, molecular function: receptor serine/threonine kinase binding; ATP binding; protein kinase activity. The coding region runs from base 313 to 3918 and encodes 1201 amino acids. Gene Ontology annotation, biological process: protein phosphorylation.